AUGCCCAGCCUACUCAAUCUCUUCUUCAUGAUUUUCUUUCUCCUGGAGUCUAUAGUAGCAAUCCUAGGAAAUGGUUUCAUCAUCGUAGGGCUGGGCAGGGAAUGGGUACGAUGUUGGACCUUGCCCCCUGGUGAUAUGAUCCUGGCCAGCCUUGGCAUCUCCCGAUUCUUUCUACAUUGUGCAGCAGUUCUGAACAACUUCUAUAAUUAUUUCUCUUCAAAUAACAGAAGUGUAUACUUUAUUAUUUUCUGGUCUUUUAGUAACGUGACCACAUUCUGGUUCACCACCUGGCUUGCUGUUUUCUACUGUGUGAAAAUUUCUUCCUUCACUCACCCAAUCUUCCUCUGGCUGAAAUGGAGAAUUUCCCGAUGUGUCCCCUGGCUACUGUUGUGUUCUUUACUGAUAUCCAAUCUGAUAUUUAUCCCAUCUGUUGUAAAGACCUAUCUUGUUUUGUACCUGCCAGUCACUGGGAAUUACUCAGAAAAGACCACUUUGGAUGAUAUUACUUGGGCAUUCCAGAGGCAUAUUUUCAAACCUCUGCAAAUAUUUAUUUUGUUAAUUCCUUACCUCUUCUUUCUGGUCUCCACCAUCUUACUCAUUUCCUCCCUGUGCCGACACUUGGGUAACAUGCAGCAGCACAGUACUGGUCCUCAGGAUCAGAGUAUGCAGGUCCACAUUACAACCCUAAAGUCACUUUUCUUCUUUCUCAUCCUCUAUACAUCAUAUGUUCUGCCUCUGAUCAUUGCCCUCACAGCACCUAUUUCAGUUUGCAGCUUUUGGUUUUGGGUUUGGCAGGUAGUGAUCUAUGCUGGCAUCUCCAUCCAUCCUGCCUUGCUGAUCCUGAACACGUCAAAACUGAGAAGGGCUCUGAAGAAGAUGCUUCAUGACCCAGAGACUGCGUGA
Messenger RNA from Phascolarctos cinereus (koala), 903 nucleotides. Its product is annotated as taste receptor type 2 member 134-like. Gene Ontology annotation, biological process: detection of chemical stimulus involved in sensory perception of bitter taste; sensory perception of taste; G protein-coupled receptor signaling pathway. Gene Ontology annotation, cellular component: membrane. The record is from RefSeq and is a predicted model, not a curated record. Gene Ontology annotation, molecular function: bitter taste receptor activity; G protein-coupled receptor activity. Lineage: Eukaryota; Metazoa; Chordata; Mammalia; Diprotodontia; Phascolarctidae.